GAUGGCCGUACUUUAUCACACCCUGGUGCUUUCUGGAGAGUUAGAUGUUGAUGAGUGACCGAUUGUUAAGAGAUCUAUAUGUGCACAUCGACUGGCUUAACCUAUGCAUUGCAUGUAUAGGGGCCAAGAUUCAUACCAGCGCUAGCACUGGCACUACGCCGUCAACUCCACUCUCCAUCAUCCCCCCCGCACGCUGACCACGCUAACAGACAUGACAAGUCGACAAAAACCUCAAGUCCCAAUCCAGUAACCAGGUUCCCAUAAGAAUCUCAUCUCCCAGACAGACAACCAUCAUCAUCAUCAUCUUCUUCUUCUUCUUCCUCACCGUCCAACAUGCCCAUCCCAGACCCAACCAACCACCAAUUCACCUUCCCAGCCCUCCACCCUUCCAGUCCUGCCAACUUCCAGCACGCCAUCAAAAUCUCCAUAUUCUUCAACAAGCGCGAUGACAUCUCCCACGACCAAUUCUACCACCACUGGCAAACCGUCCACGCGGAUCUGACAGUCGCCACUCGGGCUUUCCAGUCUCAUAUUAUUCGAUACACGCAGCACCACCAAACCCCCUCCAUGAGAUCCCUCGUGCAGACCCUCCCCGGCGCAAACGUCCUCGACUACGACGGGUGCGCGGAGAUGUGGGUGCGCAAGUGGGACGACUGGGUGGCGUUUACCGAGAGCGACGAGUUUCGGGGCGUGUUGGCCGACGAUUCGUUGGGGUUUGUCAAGCUGCCGUUGACGUAUAUGGUGGGCUAUGAGAAUUUGGUGGUGGGGGACAAGGUGGGGGGCUGGGGGGAAGGAUGGUGUGGUUAUUGA
Messenger RNA from Aspergillus heteromorphus CBS 117.55, 810 nucleotides. RefSeq names its product EthD domain-containing protein. The transcript is spliced from 2 exons. Lineage: Eukaryota; Fungi; Ascomycota; Eurotiomycetes; Eurotiales; Aspergillaceae. Bases 334 to 810 code for a protein of 158 amino acids. The record is from RefSeq and is a predicted model, not a curated record. Gene Ontology annotation, molecular function: oxidoreductase activity.